AAACAAACUCAACGAGAUUAACCUCCAAAACCCUCUCCCUCCUCUGUUUUCCAAACAUGGUGGUGUUAAAAUCCACUUCUCCACUAUCCCCAUCUUCAUCUCUCCAACCCCAUCAUUUCUCCAAACUCACCUCUCCAUCUUCUCUCCUCUUCCUCCGCCACCAUGUUCACCCUCAACGCUCCGCCACAGCUUCCAGAGCUGCAGCUCACUUCACCAUCAGAGCUUACAUGGAGAAACCGAACUCGUUUGCCAGCUUCGCUAACAAGGUCAUCGGUGCGCUUCCAGUAGUUGGCCUCCUCGCUAGGAUCAUGGCUGAUGAAGGUGGUGUUGGUGAUGACCUCGUUGAUUUUGCUGAGUUUCGAAGACGGGUUGGCAAGAAGUGUAGUAUUGCUGAUUCCAAAGCUUUUUAUCAGUUCCAAAAGCGACGAGGAAAGGAAGGGGAGCCUCUCUAUGUUCUGUUAUGCUGUUGGCUAGCAGCCAUUGGUGCAGGUCUUCUCAAAACUGAGGAGAUUUUGGAAGGUGCGGCGAGGCUCCGCGUCUCGGAUGACAUUGAAUUUGAGGAGCAGACGUUCAUAGCCUUGAUGAAUGAGGCAAGAGAGAGACGGGCAAAGCUAAAGACUGCACCUCCGGCUUUACCAAUGGAGAUUCGAGUCCAGAAGGCUCUUGAUGCUAUCUAUGUUUGUUCUUUUUGGAAGGACCCUGUAGAGCAAGAAGACGAGUUAUUGCUGACUACUAUGCUUAGUACUGUUUUUCCAUCAGUUCAGGGACAAGAGAUCGAGCGCCUUGUCAAAGAAAAGGCAGAGAAAGUAGCAGCAGGAGUUAUUGAUUAUGAUGUUCCAGAUUUCAAGCUCCCAUCAAAAGAAGCUGUUGAACUGCAGAUGAAAGAUCUCCAGUUCCUUAGACAAAAUAGUGAGACUUAACCAGGUGAAGCCUGUGAUUUUUAACACUCGUGUAUUGAAUGAAAUUAUACCUCGGAAACUUGGCUGUUUUAGCCUUUCUGGAUACUCACAGAGAAAAUUACAGUGAUCCCCCCUGAUCCUAGAUCUUAUUCUAUUAUUUUUCAGAUCCAUAUUGAAACCUGGGGUAUUACUUUUUUUGAAGAUGCAGAUAUUCCGUGUAAUUAUUUUACAAUGUUAGUAAAAGAACAAAAUAAUAAGUUGUUUCUCAAA
Molecule: messenger RNA, 1169 nt
Organism: Lotus japonicus
Lineage: Eukaryota; Viridiplantae; Streptophyta; Magnoliopsida; Fabales; Fabaceae
Product: photosystem I assembly factor PSA3, chloroplastic
Exons: 3
Coding region: 57-920 (287 amino acids)
Biological process (GO): photosystem I assembly
Source: RefSeq, a predicted model, not a curated record